AUGGAUCCCUUCUCAACAUUCCCGCCUGAGGUAAUAGUGUCCAUCCUUGAGUUUUGUGCCGACUUUGCUAGCUUAGAUAGCUUGCUCAGAACGUCCACCCGAGCGGAUCAAGUGUUUGGCGUGUAUUACAAGACCAUCACUGAGCGGGUCAUGAAGAAUUGUCCGAUUCUCUCCCAUGGGCUACAGUACGAAUUUCGCAACAUCGUACUCCUCGAAUCAGAUGCAACAUUUACUCCCUCGAGCCUGCCAGAGCUACUAGAUGGCGCUUACACAACAUCUAUUGUGCCGCUUUCUCUCCCCACCGACAGUUCUUUUGGAGCCGUGCGAAAAGCCAUCAGUAUAGCGGCGAGUAUCUGUCACGCUGCUUCUGCUUGCAUUCAUAUUCUUUUGGAUCGUCUUAUGAUUGCAGCGCCUCGCCGUGUGGUUGGCUCAACCAGCAAUUCCGUUGAAUGGAUACAGGGAAGAUUAUCUGAGCCCCCAAGCGAACCCAUCCGGAUUACAUAUCAUCCUCCUUCCUGGGCUGAAACAUAUCGAACACAUCGCAUUCUAUGGACGCUUGCAACAUUCAGUAGCGUUUUGCACGCGGCAAACACACGAUGGGACUGGUCUCUAGAGGACAAAAUCUCUUUCACUGAGCGCUAUGUCAAAGAAUGCUGGCUGAAAUGGCGUCUCCAAGAACUCCAAACGAUCGCGGAGUGCUUGGCUGUCAUUUAUCCUAGCGAGACAAUAUCCCUCGACAACCGUUUCCCUUUUCUGGUGACCAUUCCUUCAUUAGAAAAAUCGCCCUCAACUGCUCCGGCACGUUUAAUCUUACCCACCCCUUCAAAGAAUCCAGCCGCGGAUCAAGACUGGGAACAGAUUUAUUGGCGCGCCGGAAGACAAAAUGGCGCUGUAGGCACGUAUCGCAACCAUCUCCGCUUUCAUCAGUAUGUCAUGCAUCCUCUGAAAUAUGUGGAUUUCCAGGCCUUUCGACGCCUUGGAAUCCCAAUAUGGGAUAACUGGCGACUGUAUCUAAUUGGGUUGAUCAACCGGCCAAGAGAUAUAUGUCCGGACAGUUCUGUUUUUGAUGAUCUGCCGCAGGGAUUCGAAAACUCGUCUCCGUCCAGCAAACUUUUCACAUGGUGGAGCUUAGCAACAAAGGAGGACAUUGAUGAGAAGUUCGUCCCUGAGCAUUCACCAGAUUGGUCUUUUUCUUUGUGA
Molecule: messenger RNA, 1200 nt
Organism: Aspergillus lentulus
Lineage: Eukaryota; Fungi; Ascomycota; Eurotiomycetes; Eurotiales; Aspergillaceae
Source: RefSeq, a predicted model, not a curated record